This is a messenger RNA of Paraglomus brasilianum, 1991 nucleotides long. Lineage: Eukaryota; Fungi; Glomeromycota; Glomeromycetes; Paraglomerales; Paraglomeraceae. The record is from the annotation of a GenBank genome assembly.
GCUAUACCUCAGAAAAUACUUCCUUCUACGCGUCAUUACGAGCAAAAUCCACUCCGCAGGAUCAAGGAUUUACAGUCCCCCUAAUAAUGUCCUUGACAAAAACAUUGAGUGGAGGGGAAGUGAAAUCAGACUAUCAAAAUGCUAGUCCUCAAUUAUGCACUGUGCUAGACAAGUUUGCAGAGAGAUAUCAUUCAGCGAAAUCGAAAUCUAUUCCUCGGCUUACUUCCUAUCUCUAUGACCUCAAUCACAAUUUAGACCCAACAGCCUGUGUUAAAAAUGGCAUUAUUGCUAAAUUGCGCAAUUAUGAUCAGCACAAUGCGGAAUCACGAGGAAGGAAAAAUCUGAAAGGAAGGCAACAGGCGCAAUUACAGAUGCAGAACAUAUCCAUCACAAUGAUCCUCUAUCCCUUGGUUAUUGUCUUGGUAUUGUUGCCGCGCCUUGCAUUAUCCCUUGCAAGACAUAGAUACUCUUACGUAUUCGACUCCAGUGUACCAGAGAGUUCUAUACAAGGCGAUGUACUGAAGAAUAUUGGUACCAAAACUGUAAGAAUUUCGAAUUUUACUGGAAUUAAAGAAUGGAAGUUAGCCGUCCGUCUUGGAGAAUUCGCUGAGAAAAUACUUCAAGAAGAACUACCACCCUGGAAACCAGAAUGGAAGGUUCGCUUUCAGAUGCUGUCUCCUGAUGCUGAAGAACUUCCGCCAUUCUUGACUCGAGCGUUUCCCGGCUUUCAUGUCGGAUUGGAUUUAUGGAAUGCAUCGAGCACGCCCAGGCUUGAUAUUGAUGACGAGGCUUUUGUUGUGGCGUGUCAUUAUCUUUACAAGAUAUUUCCUAUUUUCCUGUGCCCGGAUCAUGAAAGCGAACAUCGUCCGCAUGCCCGGAUAGAUUUGAAGCAAUCUAUUAUAUUGCCUGAAUCAAGAACGUAUCUGCAUCAAUUUUAUGCAAAUAGAAGACGCAUCAUCGUGUCAGAUUCAAAAUUCGGAAAUUAUACAUUACUAAAGAACGGCUGGAAACAACCUAUAGCUAUAGACUUGAACAUUUUAUUUGACCCAAAGAACAACAUGGAUAUGGUGGAAUUGAGAAUGUUAUGGAAGCUAAAAGAACAAACCGAAGAAAUCAUGCUUCGCAAUCAAUCAGAGGAAAGAGUGGAAGUCGGUGUAUUUGAAUACCUUCACGAUGCCGAUUCUUAUGGAGGAGUGAGAUCGAUCAUUGGGGAGAAUAAAAUUCUUCCGACUCUGAUCACACUACCAGCUGUCUAUUUGAGCAAAGAGUCUCACUUCUUCAACUCUACCAUUACCACUCCGCACGGGUUUCAUCCGUCGUUUCUUACGGAAAUAACAAUACCCACAGGGUCAUUUUGUGAAUAUCAUAUAGUGCACAACCUUCCCGAUAGCUUCUUUGUUGACCCAUAUCAGAUUGAAGAACUCUUUCCCGACGAUGACAUAGAAAUCUUGGGAGAUACUGAUCUAGAGAAACCAGUAAAUAAUCCUACUAGUCUUUAUGCUGAAGGUUGGAUGGGUACUGGUAGUGUAGUCAAAAUCAGAGCAAGAGGCGGUACCAAUACGAGCACUGUAAAAUUUUCUUUGCCAAUUCAUCUACGUUAUCACCAUGCGACGGAAUACUACAAACAUAUGGGAUAUGUGACAGUGAAUGCAUUCUGGCCGUACGUCAUCGAGAAUUGUAGUGAAAAACAGGUCCAUGAAGACGUAUUGUUUGCACCAGUCCCACUGCCACUAUCAUUGAUACUUUCUGAAGAACGUGGGAGAAUCAGAUAUGUAAUGCCAAACUAUGAUCGACUCGGUCCUGAUUCCCACGCAGCGUAUUCUUAUCCUGCAGAAUCGAUAAGUGUUCCCAUCGGUGAAUCUGACAUGUCACAGACAAUUCUGUUUUGGACUAUGAUUGCAGUCAUAUGUGGCAGCUUCUGGCUUAGCACGACUGUCAUUCGAUUAAUUAUCAGAAUGCAGACCGAUAAAGUCGAAAAUAAAAUGGACUGA